Molecule: messenger RNA, 927 nt
Organism: Brettanomyces nanus
Lineage: Eukaryota; Fungi; Ascomycota; Pichiomycetes; Pichiales; Pichiaceae
Exons: 2
Coding region: 1-927 (308 amino acids)
Source: RefSeq, a predicted model, not a curated record
AUGAGAGAGCUGAUUGUUGCUCAACAGCUUAUAGAUCUAACGAAUAGUAAUGCGGAUCUUGCGUGCAUCUUACUCUCUAAUAUGGCAAAAAGUGAUUCGAUUUUGAAAGUAUUUGACGUUCAAGUAUCCUUGAAGACCGAUAAACAAAAAGAGGUGUUCAAGAGUAGUAAAGCAAUUAAUUGUCUCAUGGAUUUGUUUGUCAAAGGAGGAGACCGGAAGUUAAACAGCUAUGCCAACUACGACUAUUUGGCAUACUUCUUUGCAGAUAUAUCUAGGUUUAAAAAGGGACGACAAUAUUUCAUUACGGAACAGAAAUACGAUGGAGUUGUGCCGUUGAUGAAGUUAUUGGUGUUCACAGAGAAGUACGACUGCAAGGCGAGACGACAGGGUGUGUCCUCCAUCAUCAAGAACUCGUUGUUUGAUACAGACCAGCAAAUGAGGCUUCUGGAGAAUCGCGAUAUCAACUUGUUGCCCUACUUAUUGUCGCCUAUUGCAUUGGCAGACAAUAAAGGACUUAGCGAAGAAGAAGUGAUGGAACUUCCAGAAGAAUUACAAUUAUUGGGCUCUGACAAGAAGACAGAGCCUCUAAAAGAGAUUAGUACCGUUUAUCUCGAGGCUAUUUUACUUCUAUGCGUCACCAGAAAAGGUAGAGAAUACUUGAGAGAGAACGGAGUUUAUCCAAUAGUUAGAGAGUUUGAUAGGGCUACAAAGGACGAUCAGAUCACUGAUCUUUGCUAUAGAAUUGUCGAUAUGUUGAUGAGAGAUGAAAAAUCCCAGGAUUUGUAUGAUCCUGAGCAGGAGAUUGCCGAAAUUAGGCAGUAUUUGAGUAGCCAGGAGGCUACCAACGGCAUAGAUGACGAUGCUAACGACACCGAUGACACUGACGACACUGACGAUGUUGACGGCAUGAUCGUGGAAGUAGCAUAA